Molecule: messenger RNA, 549 nt
Organism: Acaulospora colombiana
Lineage: Eukaryota; Fungi; Glomeromycota; Glomeromycetes; Diversisporales; Acaulosporaceae
Source: the annotation of a GenBank genome assembly
AUGCAACUAGAACGUUCAAGAGUCCUUUCCGAUAAGGAAACGCUCGAGAAGGUCUAUCAAAAUCUACUGGAAGAACACAGAACGUUACAGAGCAACUUUGAAGACCUAACUGCCGAGAAAACAGAGCUCGGCUUGCAACUAGCCCAAUCAAAGCGGGAAGUGGAGUCCAUGCAAGGAGGGAAUAUAGCCAGCAAGAGUGACGUGAUGAAGCGAGCUGAAAUCGACCGCCUACGAGCAGAUCUCCAGAAGAGUGAAGAUAAUUUACAUGUAUCUGAACAAGAAGUGGAAAAGCAGUCUAAUUUGGUAGCCGAGUUGAAUAGAAAGGUCGAAGAACUACAACUUCAGGCGGAUGAAGCAAUGAGGCUGAAGGAUCAAGUUGACGAAUAUCGCCAUGCUGCCGAGAAAUUGGCCAAGACUGAAAAUGUCAUGGAAAAAUACAAAAAGAAGCUUGAGGAGAGCGCAGAUCUUCGACGGAGGGUUAAGGCCUUGGAAGAACAAAAUGCAACUUUAGUGGACAAUAAUGCCCAACUGGAAACGGAAUUCCGCAAG